Molecule: messenger RNA, 2585 nt
Organism: Xyrauchen texanus (razorback sucker)
Lineage: Eukaryota; Metazoa; Chordata; Actinopteri; Cypriniformes; Catostomidae
Product: ammonium transporter Rh type A-like
Exons: 10
Coding region: 83-1402 (439 amino acids)
Biological process (GO): ammonium homeostasis; ammonium transmembrane transport
Cellular component (GO): plasma membrane
Molecular function (GO): ammonium channel activity
Source: RefSeq, a predicted model, not a curated record
GAUAGUGGGAAGAGUGAGAGAAUUGUAAAUGUGAGGGAGAGUCAUUCACCCAGAGAGGAAGAGCACAGCAGAGACAGAGAGCAUGCCAGCAUACGCCACCAACAUGAGGAUCAAGUUCCCCGUUUUGGCCUUGAUACUGGAAGCUGUGACCAUUGUCUUGUACUCUCUCUUUGUAGUUUAUGAUACUGGUGAUAAACAUGGACAUGACGAGGGUCACCAUGUUGCAGGGAAUGAAAGUCAUCCUGAAAGCCCAAUGACCCUCUACCCCAUGUUUCAGGAUGUACACGUGAUGAUCUUCAUUGGCUUUGGUUUCUUGAUGACUUUCCUGAAGAGAUAUGGCUUCAGCAGUGUUGGCAUCAACCUCGUGUUGGCUGCCUUUGGCUUACAGUGGGGUCUUCUCCUCCAGAACGUCUGGGAAAUGCAUGGUGGCAAAAUAAGAGUGUCCAUUGAUCGGAUGAUUAAUGCUGACUUUAGCACAGCAACAGUUCUGAUCUCUUUUGGGGCAGUUCUGGGAAAAACCAGCCCUGUCCAGCUUCUCAUCAUGACCCUGUUGGAGAUCACCAUCUUCUGCAUUAAUGAGCACUUGGUUGUGGAAGUCAUUAAGGCUUCUGAUGUUGGUGCCUCCAUGACCAUCCAUGCUUUUGGGGCUUACUUUGGAUUAGCUGUCGCUCGUGUUCUUUAUCGCCCUGGUCUUCAGAAUGGCCAUGAAAAUGAUGGAUCAGUCUACCACUCUGACUUGUUUGCAAUGAUCGGCACAGUCUUCCUGUGGAUGUUCUGGCCCAGUUUUAAUUCUGCCAUUGCUGAACCUGGUGAUGCUCAGCUAACAGCUGUUAUCAACACAUAUUUCUCUCUGGCUGCCUGUGCUCUCGCUGCCUAUGCCACCUCCAGCCUGGUGGAGAAAAAGGGAAAACUUGACAUGGUCCACAUUCAGAAUGCCACGCUGGCUGGAGGUGUUGCCGUGGGUACCUGCGCUGACAUGAACAUCCAACCAUUUGGAGCAAUGCUGAUCGGAGUUGUUGCAGGCAUUAUUUCCACCCUUGGCUUCAAGUUCCUCACUCCCAUCCUGGCCUCUAAUCUUGGAAUCCAAGACACAUGUGGUGUGCACAACCUACACGGCAUGCCGGGCAUCCUAGGUGGCCUUGCUGGCAUUGUGGCAGCAGCACUUCAAAGGAAGGAAGGUGUUUCGGCAGCUACUCAGGCAGGUGGUUUGGCAUCAUCUCUUGGGUUUGCUUUGGUGGGCGGAUUGUUCACAGGUCUGAUUAUGAAGAUUCCAUUUUGGGGACAGCCACCUGACCAAAACUGCUUUGAUGACUCAAUCUACUGGGAGGUACCUGAGGAAGAGAAGGAGACUGAAGAGCAUUUGGCUCAUGGCAAUUAUUCCAAGAACAAAGCAGAGGUUUAAAAUGCUCCUCUCUAAACCAACUCACUUCCUAAAUGAAGAGACCUCAUCCAAUAAACACCUCAGGGCUUUUCAACCAUUAGCAUCUACACCACUUACUGAAACCUUCCAAACAGUGAAUCCACAGUAUAUGAGGAGAUGUCAUGCAUUACAUGAAAUCUCCUUUGUUUGUUUGUUUGUUUGAUUGUCUGUUUGUUUGUUUGUUUGUUUAUGAAUACAUGUAGCUGGAAUUUAAAAAUGCACAUGAUACAUGUAACUCAUUAUUACACUAAUAAGUGGUAUCUGAAACAUUCUCAAAUUAGUAAGUAUAUAACUAAGUAUAUAAGUAUAUUACCAAAAGUUACACAGUUCGCCAACUGCCAACAAUGAGAGCAAUUAAUUAUAAGAAAAAUAAUGGAAAUGGCACAAUUAAAAAGCUAUUGUCGUCAUCUGAUAACUGACUGACAAGAGCUGAUUGAGCAAAUCCGACACUGUGGAGCUAAUAAACAUAGUGUUGUCAGGACGAUCAAAGUUGCUCAGUGUAAUGGGCAAAAAUAUGAGCCAAUCUGAGACUUCUUGCUUAAAUGUCUAUCCAAGUAGUUCAAUGUGGUUUUUGUCAUCAGUAGAGAUGUAUCUUCACCAAUCCUCAUAAGCUUUUAUAGCGUAAGAAUGUUUUUGCAAAUCAUGCAUAUUAGUAUAUGUAUACACAAAGAGAGAGACCCUUCGACAUUAAAAACUUUCUUCCAGCAAUUAUAGUUAGCAAUUACUGUUAUCAAUAAAAAUCCUUUAUGUAUUGAUGAAUGAAGUAUUUUAAACAAUUGUAUCCUGAAAACUAACCUCAACUUUUAUAUUUUCGCACAAUUUCUAAUACUUUAAUAUUAGCAAAUGCAUUACAAAUUGUGACACUUCUUGUUUAUAAGGAAUAUUGUAAAAAAUUAUGUAACACAAGAGCCUAAUUAUAAAUCUCAUCUAGUAGUAGGAAUAAGCAGACGUGAUCGGGUAGUCACUGCUUGAAUAUCAUGUUAUUUUAAUGAAGAAAACAUUCAAUGUAUAACAUUAUGGAGAGUUGUCUUACUGCAAGCUGACUACCUGAUUUAAAUUUUGUGUCAUUGAAUGUUUGUGUUCCCAUAUGCUUCACUCCCCAACUUGGCAUCUCUUAAUUGUUUUAGAAAGGUCUGUGAACUUAAUAAACUUUUACAUUCAUAAA